AUAAAUUCACAAUGCCAAUUACGAGUAAAAUUUGUACAUAAUAUUUGUAGAUGAUAUCUAUCAGGAGUUGCUUGACUUCGAAGAAAGAUACCACAAAGGAUCAGAGAAAUAUGAUGUUAUAUAAAAAUUGAUUGAUUUGUAUGCUGUGUUAAUCGAACAUUAUGACAGCAUCUAAGUAAAUAAUUGAAUGAUUGUAGGAUCCAGUUGGAUAUUAUUUUAAUGAGAAACUGUAAUCGUUGUUUGCUUGUCAAAGAGCCCUGAAGAGCAUUCGUAAAACCAAUCAAGACUUGCCUCCAUCGAUACCUAGUCACACAUAAAGUUUAAUAAUAUAAGAGACUAGCAAUAUUCAGAACAGUUAAGAAAGUGCUAAAGCUAAGGUAUGAAAAAUGAUCUUAUAUCAAGUAAACCAUAGGUGUUGAACACAAAAAGAGAGAACGCUAGACAAAGGCAAAGAUUGCAAUGGAAAUAUAAGACAAGAUUGAAUGCAGCUAGAAUGAUUUGUAGCAUCUAAUAAGUGGAUAUUAAAAAGCAUCUGAUUAAACAUAAAAAGUGAUUGAAGAGGAUCUUAAGCGAUAAGAUGAAUUGUUUAUGUAGAGAAGACUCAAAAGAGAAAGUAUAAUUCCAUAUUGAUAAAAGAAACAAAUUUAAUGAGAAAAUCCAGUAGAAUGUGUUCGACCAAAUGCAGUACUGAAAGAUUGGAUCUAUUUGAAAGUUGUAUUGAAUUUUCAAGCGGAGGAGUGGAUUAGAUUUAGGAGAUUAAUAAUGCUCGAUUGAUGCUACUUCUUAAAGAAUAAUCUGGCAAAAUUAGUUCUGAAAAGACAAAUCCCAUAGCACCAGAAUAAGUGGAGGAAGUGUAACCUUUUGAAGAGAUACAAAUAGAAGAGAUGGAUGAAACAGAAAAUAUCAUCAUACCACCCAGAAGAUAAAUAAGAGAAUCAUCUUCAGAAGAUAUUACAGAUUCUCCACCACAACCAAGACGAAAAAUAUAAUAAUUUGGAAUGAUGGAUAACAAUGGUGAUAUGUUAAUCGAAGAUGAAUAGAACUUAAUCAGUGAUUUAAAUAUCGAGUUAAAUUGAACUUGAUGUCUUGAAUUAAUAUAUUUGCAUUUGCAUUAUGAU
Paramecium octaurelia is the source of this 1118-nucleotide messenger RNA. Lineage: Eukaryota; Ciliophora; Oligohymenophorea; Peniculida; Parameciidae. The record is from the annotation of a GenBank genome assembly.